AGUUGUGAACUCGAACCUGCCGCUGUCGCCGCGGCGGGGCGGGGAGCGAGAGUGGGCCGCGGAGGCCGGCCUUCGGGCUCCAUGGACGGGCGCCGCGUCCCUGCACAGCCCGCCGCAGAGGUAAGGCUGGCCUCUCUGCAGUCAGAGGUCUGAGCUCUGCCAUGGGGAUAGGGGUGUCUUUAUUACUGCAGUUUUCUCUAACACCUGGGGGCUACCGGAGUGUGGGCCGAAGCAGGCGCUGCAGCCGCGGAAGUAUCCCCAGGAACAUCCCCAAGAGGAGCUGGAAAAAGCCUCAUCCCCAGCUCUGCAGUCUCCAGGGUAGAGUCUGGCCUUUGCUGUGCUCCCAAACCACGCCACAACAGGGGUGCACGGGCGUCCCCAUCCCGGCGGAAGGAAAUGGCCCUUUCUCAUAUCCUGGGGUCUUCCCUGUGCACAGUCUGACACUGGGAAUGAGUGACCUUUGUGUUCCCUGAGAAGAGAGAGUGCGCUCUAGGGAAUUUAGAAGGAUGUGUCUGGAGCUUGUGAGCAGGCACAGAAGGGCCCUUAGGAGCCUAACUGCUUCCUUCCUCCUUCCGCGGAGGAGGCUCCUGUGCAGGAAUCUGGGCUCCCCUGAGCUGUGGAAGAGCUGAACAUGGGGCAGCCCCUGGCGAGGUUGGGGCAGGACCGGGCAGGGGACUGAGAUUGCAGUCUCAUCUUCCCUCCCCUUCUAUUGCCCCAGUAAUCUCCAGCACCCCGAGGGAGGCAGAGCCGGUGAUCAGGCCCCGAGGGCAGCAGGCUGUGGGUGUUCCUUGGAUUCAGGGAGAGCCUUCCUUCCUGCAAUGUCCUAAUUUGUGUGGGUGGAAGAGGGCAGGCGGGCAGAAUGGGGGCACAGUCUGGGCAGGCGGUGGUCUGGCGUUAGACUGCCGGGAGUAGCACCCAGGGCUCUGCUCCUGUUCCCCGAGAAGGGCUGUUCUCACUUGUCCUCCAGCCUCCUACGGAGACUGCAGUUAGUGAUGCUGAAAGUGCCUCCCCUGUGGGGCUAGGAAUGAAAAGCUAUAGACACCUUUUUCUCUGAGAUCUUUGCAAACCCAGGCGCUUUAGAGGAAAGAACACUGGCCUGGGAGUUUAAAGACCUGUUCCCUAGUCUUGAUUCUGCUGUUGGCUUACUGUGUCACCUUGGGCAGGUCUCGUCAUCUUUGAUGUCUCACAGUUGCUUCAUCUGUUAAACAGGGAGCUCAGUGUCUGUUUGUCCAGCUUCUCAGAGUUGCUGUGCAGCUCGGAUGUGGCAUAGGAAACAGCAGACACAGGGAGAGGGCAGCAUAAGGCACUGUAGGGAGCAGUGGCCACAUUUUCUGCAGAGGAAGAACCGAUGCUGGAACGUCGUUGCAGGGGCCCCCUGGCCAUGGGCCUGGCCCAGCCCCGACUCCUUUCUGGGCCCUCCCAGGAGUCACCCCAGACCCUGGGGAAGGAGUCCCGCGGGCUGAGGCAACAAGGCACGUCAGUGGCCCAGUCUGGUGCCCAAGCCCCAGGCAGGGCCCAUCGCUGUGCCCACUGUCGAAGGCACUUCCCUGGCUGGGUGGCUCUGUGGCUUCACACCCGCCGGUGCCAGGCCCGGCUGCCCUUGCCCUGCCCUGAGUGUGGCCGUCGCUUUCGCCAUGCCCCCUUCUUAGCACUGCACCGCCAGGUCCAUGCUGCUGCCACCCCAGACCUGGGCUUUGCCUGCCACCUCUGUGGGCAGAGCUUCCGAGGCUGGGUGGCCCUGGUUCUGCAUCUGCGGGCCCAUUCAGCUGCAAAGCGGCCCAUCGCUUGUCCCAAAUGCGAGAGACGCUUCUGGCGACGAAAGCAGCUUCGAGCUCAUCUGCGGCGGUGCCACCCUCCCGCCCCGGAGGCCCGGCCCUUCAUAUGCGGCAACUGUGGCCGGAGCUUUGCCCAGUGGGACCAGCUAGUUGCCCACAAGCGGGUGCACGUAGCUGAGGCCCUGGAGGAGGCCGCAGCCAAGGCUCUGGGGCCCCGGCCCAGGGGCCGCCCCGCGGUGACCGCCCCCCGGCCCGGUGGAGAUGCCGUCGACCGCCCCUUCCAGUGUGCCUGUUGUGGCAAGCGCUUCCGGCACAAGCCCAACUUGAUCGCUCACCGCCGCGUGCACACGGGCGAGCGGCCCCACCAGUGCCCCGAGUGCGGGAAGCGCUUUACCAAUAAGCCCUAUCUGACUUCGCACCGGCGCAUCCACACCGGCGAGAAGCCCUACCCGUGCAAAGAGUGCGGCCGCCGCUUCCGGCACAAACCCAACCUGCUGUCUCACAGCAAGAUUCACAAGCGAUCCGAGGGGUCGGCCCAGGCCGCCCCCGGCCCGGGGAGCCCCCAGCUGCCAGCCGGCCCCCAGGAGUCCGCGGCCGAGCCCACCCCGGCGGUACCUCUGAAACCGGCCCAGGAGCCGCCGCCAGGGGCCCCGCCAGAGCACCCGCAGGACCCGAUCGAAGCCCCCCCCUCCCUCUACAGCUGCGACGACUGCGGCAGGAGCUUCCGGCUGGAGCGCUUCCUGCGGGCCCACCAGCGGCAGCACACCGGGGAGCGGCCCUUCACCUGCGCCGAGUGCGGGAAGAACUUCGGCAAGAAGACGCACCUGGUGGCGCACUCGCGCGUGCACUCCGGCGAGCGGCCCUUCGCCUGCGAGGAGUGCGGCCGCCGCUUCUCCCAGGGCAGCCAUCUGGCGGCGCAUCGGCGCGACCACGCCCCCGAUCGGCCCUUCGUGUGUCCCGACUGCGGCAAGGCCUUCCGCCACAAACCCUACCUGGCGGCGCACCGGCGCAUCCACACCGGCGAGAAGCCCUACGUCUGCCCCGACUGCGGCAAAGCCUUCAGCCAGAAGUCCAACCUGGUGUCGCACCGGCGCAUCCACACGGGCGAGCGGCCCUACGCCUGUCCCGACUGCGACCGCAGCUUCAGCCAGAAGUCCAACCUCAUCACCCACCGCAAGAGCCACAUCCGGGACGGCGCCUUCUGCUGUGCCAUCUGUGGCCAGACCUUCGACGACGAGGAGAGACUCCUGGCCCACCAGAAGAAGCACGAUGUCUGAGACGGUGGGCGGGGCCGUGUUGGCUGAGAGAGGGCUGGGGUCCUUCGUGGUGGGAGUCGCAGUGGGCUGGGGGUGCCUGCCUAGUGCUGGAGUAGGGGACAAUGGGAAUCCUAGAGGGGAUGGAAGACGCGGGGAGUGAGCUGGGUGGGCCCUGCUAGCGAGAGAGGUCAACCCCGGUGGCCAGGGAACCCACUUCCAAGCGCAGGGACGCCGGCCUCCAGCUGGUGUGUGCUAAGGCUCCGUCCUGACUGCCCUGUGCCCUGGAAAAGCAGCAAUAGCAUCCGCCCCUUAGAGCCCUCUGGCUAGAGGAGCCACCAGUGGAAAGGAAGACCCUCCAUCCUCUGGUAUUAACGCCUUAAUGCCCCUGUCUUUUACUGUAAGUUACUUAAGAUCAUUUUUGGAAGCAGGCGUGGUAGAGUCCUGUAAAUGAAUGCUCUGGGCUAGAUACAGCUUGGAGAACCUGCUGGCCUUGUUAGACAGCACUUGGGCCUUUGCCAGCAGCAAGAGGUGAAGCGAAGCCACUCUUACCUCUCCCUUCCCCUCCCACCUGCCCCCUGCGUAGGCACCCAGACUUGGAGAGACCCGUCUGCUGUUAAUACUUCCAUCCUCUUCCUUCCCAAAGAGCAGAUCCCAAGGCAUUUACUCCUUGGUCUGUCUCGCUUUAUCUGUCGCCCCUCCCAGCGCUGAGAGCCUCCCCUGGCUGUCAGCAGCACUGUGUCCAGGCUCUUGUCUGAACACCGCAGCCCCUCCUUCGCUCCUUCCAGAGCUCAGCAUGUCACGGCAAGGACUGCCGCAUUGGUGAUGGAGGGCCAGCUGAGGGGAAGUUGCUGGUGAGUUUCCUUUUCUCCAUUUCUAGCAUAUGGACACCUGGCCUCUGCUUGAGCACUUAGGUGACAGGAACUUCCGCACCUCCUGAGGCCCUGGAUGAUUCUAAUUGUUAGAAAUUCUAAUUGUUAGAAAUCCUUCCUUAUAAUGAAUGAAUUCUGCUUUCCUAUAAUUUCUACCUAUUGGGCCUUGUUCUGUUCUCUGGAACUAAACAGAACAACCAUUUACCCCUCCUUUUCAAACUAGAGAAUAAAGAUUUGGUUUUAGAA
Molecule: messenger RNA, 4146 nt
Organism: Homo sapiens (human)
Lineage: Eukaryota; Metazoa; Chordata; Mammalia; Primates; Hominidae
Gene: REPIN1
Product: replication initiator 1
Exons: 3
Coding region: 1349-3052 (567 amino acids)
Biological process (GO): positive regulation of transcription by RNA polymerase II
Cellular component (GO): nucleus; cytosol
Source: RefSeq, a predicted model, not a curated record